Kwoniella shivajii is the source of this 252-nucleotide messenger RNA. RefSeq lists its product as uncharacterized. The record is from RefSeq and is a predicted model, not a curated record. The coding region runs from base 1 to 252 and encodes 83 amino acids. Gene Ontology annotation, biological process: mitochondrial respiratory chain complex IV assembly. Gene Ontology annotation, molecular function: copper ion binding; copper chaperone activity. Lineage: Eukaryota; Fungi; Basidiomycota; Tremellomycetes; Tremellales; Cryptococcaceae. The transcript has 3 exons. Gene Ontology annotation, cellular component: mitochondrial intermembrane space.
AUGUCAUUACUCGGUUCAUCUUCAUCAUCCUCUUCGGCUGUAUCAUCUCGAUCAGCUACUCCCGAUACUUCCAAUGCCAAUGUCAACCCUUUGAACCCUCAAGGAUUAAAACCAUGUUGCGCAUGUCCCGAAACGAAAUCAAAGAGAGACGAAUGUUUCCUCAAAUCAAAUGCUGGAGAAGGUGAUGUCGCUUGUAAAGAUCUGAUAGAAGCUCAUAAAGCCUGUAUGAGAGGUUAUGGAUUCAAGGUAUAA